CAACAACAACAACAAAGAAAUAUAAUUUUCGCUUUGCUGCCGAAUUGCUCAAAUUUGAUAAAAUUCAAUUCAUUAAAACGGAGGGUCUAACAUUUGCAUUGCUGGCGGGCCCCAUGGGCCAAGCGGCAAGUAUGUGUCGAUUUCGUGGUUGUCGCUACAAAAAUAAGAAUAAGAAUAGCAACAAGCAGCAACAACAACAACAACAACAACAAACACCUUUACCCAGUCCCCAAUUGCAACAUCAGUCGGAAGCGGCAGCAACAGGCCUGCAUUUGCGGAGCAUUGAGGAGCCCCCAACGACGCCGUUGCAGCUGGGGAGCAGCGGUCGAAUGAAUGCGGAGCAGGGGGGCACAGGGUACGGCUAUGGCGAGCAUUCGCUUCUCCUUGCCACACGCACCGGUGUCCCCCUGCCACCAGCCUCACACCAGCUAUCACCCGCCCACCAUUACCAGCCGCUGAGCAGCAAUCAGAAUAAUAUUGGAUCCGGAUCUGGAUCAGGAUCAGGAUCGGCUGCUGCAGCUCCCAACUCCUCCGCCUACCCACAGCUGCAGCUGUAUGCCACACAGCAACCGAUGCAGCAGCAGCAGCAGCAACAGCAGUUGCAACAUCAGCAUCAGUCCUACCAGCAUCACUAUCACCAUCAGUCGUCGUCAUCGUCGCCACAGCACAUCAGACCCCCAUACGAUCCGGAGCAUGCGCGAAUGGAGGCCUGGCUGGAUGAGAAUCAGGAAUUUGUACAGGAUUAUUUUAUAAGAAAAGCUACACGUCAAACGGUGGAUGCCUGGCUGGUCUCGCAUGCCACCACAGCGGGCAAUGAUGUGGUCUCCAGCAGCUCCCCCACACAUCCCAAUGGACAGACGAGCUCCUCGCGUGGCGGCUCCGGCGCCACCACACCAGUGCGGAAAAUCUCUGCUCAUGAAUUUGAGCGCGGGGGUCUGCUCAAGCCGAUUGUGAAUACCAUCGAUGGGACACCGACAUUCUUGAGCAUUGGCCCGCCGCUGGAUAACGGGGGUGUGGGCGGCUCCUGUUCGAAUCUGCAGAAUGUGGGUGGGGUUGUGGCGGGACAGUAUCAGUAUCACAGCCACCACCAUUCGCACCACCAUCAUCCGCAUCUGCACCACAGCCAGCACAGCCACUACCAGGCCGGUGGGGCAGUGGGCAGCAGCAGUCUGGGCAGCAUCAGUAGUGCGGCAGCAGGAGCAGCAACUGGCGGCGGUGUCUCACCAGGCAGUGGCGGUGCUGGUGGAUCCUCAUCCGCGGGCAGUGGAAAUUCACAUCAAUACCAGUUCUAUCAUUGCAUCCAGCGACCGCAGCGGCUCUCCCGCAAUGAACUCAAGCAGCUCGAUGAAAAGGAAAUCAUUUUUGAGCUGGUAAAGGACAUUUGCAAUGAACUGGAAGUGCGCACGCUGUGCCACAAGAUACUUCAGAAUGUCUCCAUUUUGCUGAAUGCGGAUCGCGGGUCAUUGUUUCUGGUGCAGGGACGCUGCAAUGGACCCGACGGACUCAAGAAAUGCCUCGUCUCGAAGCUGUUCGAUGUGUGCCCCCGCAGCACCGUGGAGGAGAUGGAACAGCAGGAGGAAGUCCGUGUGGCCUGGGGCACGGGCAUUGCUGGUCAUGUGGCCGAGAGCGGGGAACCUGUCAAUAUACCAGAUGCUUACCAGGAUGAGCGGUUCAAUUGUGAAAUCGAUUCGUUGACCGGCUACCGGACAAAGGCACUGCUGUGCAUGCCCAUCAAGGAUUCCUCGGGGGAUGUGAUUGGCGUUGCUCAGGUCAUCAACAAAGUGAAUGGCGAGUGCUUCUCCGAAAUCGAUGAAAAGGUCUUUGCCUCGUAUCUGCAAUUCUGUGGCAUCGGACUGCGUAAUGCGCAACUGUACGAGAAAUCUCAAUUGGAAAUCAAGCGGAAUCAAGUGCUGCUGGAUCUGGCACGCAUGAUCUUCGAGGAGCAGAGCACCAUCGAGCACAUGGUCUUCCGCAUUCUCACCCACAUGCAGAGUCUCAUCCAGUGCCAGCGCGUCCAGAUACUCCUCGUCCACGAGGCGGACAAGGGCAGCUUCUCGCGGGUCUUUGACUUUGAGGCGAACGACCUCAGCGAGGAGGAGGCCACCUCACGCACCAGCCCCUACGAGUCGCGUUUCCCCAUCAACAUUGGCAUCACGGGACAUGUGGCCACCACCGGCGAGACUGUGAUGGUGCCCAAUGCCUACGAGGAUGAUCGCUUCGAUUCGAGUGUCGAUGAGAACUCCAGCUUCAAGCAUCGAUCGAUCCUUUGCAUGGCCAUCAAGAACUCUUUGGGACAGAUCAUAGGAGUGAUUCAGUUGAUCAAUAAAUUUAAUGAACUGGACUUUACCAAAAACGAUGAGAACUUUGUGGAGGCUUUCGCCAUCUUCUGUGGCAUGGGCAUACACAAUACGCACAUGUACGAGAAGGCCAUUGUGGCCAUGGCCAAGCAGAGUGUCACCCUGGAGGUGCUCAGCUAUCAUGCCUCGGCCACCAUGGAUGAGGCCCAUCGCUUGCGUCGCCUGCGUGUACCCUCGGCCGUACACUUCCGUCUACACGACUUUAAGUUCGAUGACAUACACUUUGAGGAUGAUGAUACACUGAAGGCCUGUUUGCGCAUGUUUCUGGAUCUCGAUUUUGUGGAGCGUUUUCAUAUUGACUACGAAGUGCUGUGCCGUUGGCUAUUGAGCGUCAAGAAGAACUAUCGCAACGUUACGUACCACAAUUGGCGGCAUGCCUUCAAUGUGGCACAAAUGAUGUUUGCCAUUCUGACGACCACACAAUGGUGGAAGAUCUUUGGUGAAAUUGAAUGUUUGGCUCUCAUUAUUGGCUGCCUGUGCCAUGAUCUCGAUCACCGAGGGACUAACAACUCAUUUCAAAUAAAAGCCUCUUCGCCUUUGGCGCAACUGUACUCCACAUCCACCAUGGAGCAUCAUCACUUUGAUCAGUGUCUGAUGAUUUUGAAUAGUCCUGGCAAUCAAAUACUGGCCAAUCUCUCCUCCGAUGAUUAUUGCCGGGUUAUACGUGUGCUGGAAGAUGCAAUUCUCUCCACUGACUUGGCUGUGUAUUUCAAAAAACGUGGACCGUUCUUGCAGAGUGUGGAGCAGCCAUUGAGCCAUUGGGUGGGCGAGGAGCCGCGUGCUUUGCUGCGGGCCAUGAGCAUGACUGUCUGUGAUUUGUCGGCCAUCACGAAGCCGUGGGAGAUUGAGAAGCGUGUGGCCGAUUUGGUUAGCUCCGAGUUCUUUGAGCAGGGCGAUAUGGAGAAGCAGGAGCUCAAUAUAACUCCAAUUGACAUCAUGAAUCGCGAAAAGGAGGAUGAGUUGCCCAUGAUGCAAGUGAACUUUAUUGAUUCCAUUUGCAUGCCCAUCUAUGAGGCCUUUGCCACACUCUCUGACAAGCUGGAACCUCUUGUGGAGGGCGUGCGCGAUAAUCGCGGUCAUUGGAUCGAUAUGGCCGAUGGAAACAAAACUAGUCAGGAGGAGCAGCAGCAGCAGGAGCAGAAGGAGCAGCAAAUUGUGAUAUCGAAUGGUGACUGCAAGGCGUUGAUGAGUGAAGAUGAUGAUGUGGCACAAGCUACUACUGAUGCUGAUGCUGAAGCAGACCAAAGCGUAAAUGGCACACACACAGCAGCAGCCAACAGCGGCAACACAACUAUUAACCACAUUGCCGUCGUUGCUUCUCAUCCCACCAGCACCCAGCCCAGUGAUGAUGAUGAUGAUGAUGCUGAUAAUGAUGUGGUUGCUGCCGCACCAGAGGAGCACGAGCAGGAGAGGAGCAAUACAGAGAACGGUCAUGCCGAUGCCGAUGGCGAAUUGGAGUCGAACAGCAGCUGCCUGUCGUCGGCCACCUCGUCGACAGCCUCCAGUCGUGCGUCCACACCGCCGCCCACUGGCGAAGAUGACAGCACACCCGUCUCGCCAUCGAAGACGCUGCAGGCCCGCCUCGUGGCGGCCAAUCUGAAUGCGUUGCAACGUCAGUGCCAUGCCGCACAGAAGCCGCGCUGCAGGAGCUGCGACCAGUCGCAGCGCAGCGGCCUGCAGGUGCGCAAGACAAGCUCCCUGAAGGGUCCACAGGAUCUGGUGACCAGGAAUGGCACGGCUGCUCUUUGCAAGAGCACACCCAUGAUUAACAACCAUCAUCAUCAUCAUUAUCAUGGUCACAGUCAGAGUCACAGUCAUAGCCACAGUCAUGCUGGUCAUCAUCAUCAUCAUCAUCACUCGCAUCAGUCGCAUCAGAAUCACCAUCCCAUUAUUGGUGGGGGCAUUGGCACUGCCAGCAUCGGUGGCAGUGGCCUGAUCAGUCUCAAUGCCUCAACGGAAAGUGAUAGGAUACCAAAAAUUGUGGGCAAAAUUGGAAAUCUCGAUGGUCUGCCCUUUGGCAAUGGCAAUGGCAAUGGAAAUGGCAUGGGAGGCACACCGAAUGGUCAUGGAAUGCCGUACGGCAGCUAUCAAAAUCAUCAGCAUCAUCAUCAUCAUCAUCUACUGGCGCGUCGUCAUUCGGAGACAAACAGCAAUGGGGGAGCCACCGCCUUGGCAGCUGACAAAUAAAUGAAAAAUGAAAAUACAUCCCAAUAAAUAAUCUUCAAUAUGUACAUACAUAAUUCUAUGCACCAUCAUUUACACUUUACAAUUCUCUCUCUCUCUCUCGCUCGCUCUCAUCUUGUAUAUAAAACAUUUUCUAUUGAGCAACAGUAUCGCAGUGCAGUAGGGGAAUAUAAUGAAAGAAAACAUUACCAUAAGCAUAGCCUACAUACAAACCUAAAAACUAAAUAGAAAAACAAACAGAAAACGAAAAAAGAUUCCUAUAUCCAUAUAUGUGUGUGUAUAUUUUUUGAUCUAUGUGUGUGUUUGUGUAUCUUCAAUUUUAGUCUAUACGAUAAAUCAUAAAUGAUAAAAUGAUAAAGCAAAGAAGUCAAAUUCUCUAGAUAUUUAAGCACAAAACAAAACAACAAAAAUUGUACCAAAAAAGGCAGAGUAGUAGAUUCUAACAUGUGAAUAAUGUCCUGUCCGUUGGCUUUGUGCGGGUACUCGUACUUUAUAGAGCAUAAAGCCUACCUAAAGCAUGGCAAAAGGAAAGAAAAAAGUAUUGUAAUAUCCCCCAUAUACAUAUGAUAUAAUAUAUAUAUUAUAUAUGAUAUAUACUAUGAUAUGAUAAUGUAAACGUAAACGUUAGUUGAAUUAUCUCUAUGGGUACCAAAAGUCUAACUUUAGUAGCAUUAACCAACCAACAAACCAACCGCCGCUUAGUCGAUGAUAAAACGAUUUACGAUAAACGUGCGUUCAGUUUAUAAUCAACCUCUCCGGACGGACACACACACAGAGAACACUGAAGAUUACCAGAAGAAUGAAAACAAAUACCAGAAAACAAAACACUAAGCGCUUUGAUUUUCCCCCCUCUCUGCGCUCUUUUCGAAUUUAAAUAAUUAUAAUGUUACGCGAUAAUAAGAUAUAUAUGUAUUUAUGUACUCGAUGGCCUACUAUGCCACCGCCACAACAUCGUUUGAGCAACUAAACCUAACCCUAACACUAACCAGCACGUCUAACGUUCUGUGUGCGCGUUACUCGGGCUAAUUGCCAUUAAAUAUUUGUGCAGAGCAGUGCAGAGGCAGAUCUACGAGUAUAUAAAAUAUAGAAUACAUAUAUGUACGAGUAUAAUCCUUUAUUUAGACUUAAUUGUACUUUGUGAGUUUUGUUAUUUAUUGUCGGCAUUAUAGAGAAUCCUUCUAUCAAAAAUACACAAAAUAUUUGCUGUAAUGGAACCCUGUUCAACAAGGCAAAACUAAAUAAAGCAACAAAAUAUCUAAACAUU
Messenger RNA from Drosophila obscura, 5805 nucleotides. It is a transcript of the gene Pde11, whose product is annotated as dual 3',5'-cyclic-AMP and -GMP phosphodiesterase 11. The record is from RefSeq and is a predicted model, not a curated record. Gene Ontology annotation, molecular function: 3',5'-cyclic-AMP phosphodiesterase activity; protein binding; 3',5'-cyclic-GMP phosphodiesterase activity. Lineage: Eukaryota; Metazoa; Arthropoda; Insecta; Diptera; Drosophilidae. Gene Ontology annotation, biological process: signal transduction.